Molecule: messenger RNA, 4550 nt
Organism: Dama dama (fallow deer)
Lineage: Eukaryota; Metazoa; Chordata; Mammalia; Artiodactyla; Cervidae
Gene: JPH1
Product: junctophilin 1
Exons: 5
Coding region: 101-2077 (658 amino acids)
Cellular component (GO): endoplasmic reticulum membrane; sarcoplasmic reticulum; junctional membrane complex
Source: RefSeq, a predicted model, not a curated record
AGCUCGCCCGCCGGGCCCCCACCCCCGAGCUACACCCUGCCGUGCCCAGCUCUGCCCGCGUCCGUGCCCCCGCGGGGAGCGCGCCGGGGCUGCCCCCCGAAUGACGGGCGGAAGGUUCGACUUCGACGAUGGCGGCACCUACUGCGGCGGCUGGGAGGAGGGCAAGGCGCACGGGCAUGGCAUCUGCACGGGGCCCAAGGGCCAGGGCGAGUACUCGGGCUCCUGGUCGCACGGCUUCGAGGUGGUCGGAGGCUACACCUGGCCCAGCGGCAACACCUACCAGGGCUACUGGGCGCAGGGCAAGCGGCACGGGCUGGGGGUGGAGACGAAGGGCAAGUGGAUGUACCGGGGGGAGUGGUCACAUGGCUUCAAGGGGCGCUACGGGGUCCGGCAGAGCCUGUGCACCCCCGCCCGCUACGAGGGGACCUGGAGUAACGGGCUGCAGGACGGGUACGGCGUGGAGACCUACGGGGACGGAGGUACCUACCAGGGCCAGUGGGCCGGCGGCAUGCGGCACGGCUACGGCGUGCGCCAGAGCGUGCCCUAUGGCAUGGCCACGGUGAUCCGCUCGCCGCUGCGCACGUCGCUGGCCUCGCUGCGCAGCGAGCAGAGCAACGGCAGCGUGCUCCACGACGCCGCGGCCGCCGCCGACAGCCCGGCCGGCACCCGCGGCGGCUUCGUGCUCAACUUUCACGCCGACGCUGAGCUCUCAGGCAAGAAGAAGGGCGGCCUCUUCCGCCGGGGCUCCCUCCUGGGAAGCAUGAAACUGCGCAAGUCCGAGUCCAAGUCGUCCAUCUCCAGCAAGCGCAGCUCGGUCCGCAGCGACGCAGCCAUGAGCCGGAUCAGCUCCAGCGACGCCAACUCCACCAUCAGCUUUGGCGACGUCGACUGUGACUUCUGCCCCGUGGAGGACCACGUGGACGCCACCACCACGGAGACCUACAUGGGCGAGUGGAAGAACGACAAGCGCACUGGCUUCGGCAUCAGCGAGCGCUCCAACGGCAUGAAGUACGAAGGCGAGUGGGCAAACAACAAGAGGCACGGCUACGGCUGCACCGUCUUUCCCGACGGCUCCAAGGAAGAGGGAAAAUACAAAAAUAAUAUUCUGGUCCGUGGAAUAAGGAAGCAGCUGAUACCAAUAAGAAAUACAAAAACUAGGGAGAAGGUGGACAGAGCGAUCGAAGGCGCACAACGGGCAGCCGCCAUGGCAAGAACCAAAGUGGAAAUAGCAAACUCCAGGACCGCCCACGCGAGAGCCAAAGCCGACGCCGCAGACCAGGCCGCGCUGGCCGCCCGCCAGGAGUGUGACAUCGCGAGAGCUGUGGCCCGAGAGCUGUCGCCUGACUUCUACCAGCCAGGCCCAGAUUAUAUCAAACAGAGAUUUCAGGAAGGUGUAGAUGCUAAAGAAAAGCCCGAAGACAAGGUCCCGGAAAAGCCCCCCACACCAAAGGAAUCGCCUCACUUCUACCGCAAAGGCACCACACCCCCAGAGUCUCCUGAGCCAAGUCCCAGAGAAGGCCGCUCUCCCUCCCCAAAGCCCGCAAGGAAGCAGAACCCCAGUUCAGGGGCGAGACUCAACCAGGACAAACGCAGCGCGGCUGAGGAGAAGGUGACGGCCGCUGUCAACAAGCCCUUGACCUCCAAGGCGCCCCCGAAGGAGGUGGGGGCGGUCGUGCCCUCCUCCAAGUACUCUGGCCGCCACCACAUCCCCAACCCCAGUAACGGGGAGCUGCACACUCAGUACCACGGCUACUACGUGAAACUGAACGCCCCCCAGCACCCUCCGGAGGACACGGAGGAGGAGGGGUCGAGCCAGUCUUCCUCGGCACUGGUGCACAAGCCGUCACCCAACAAGUGGAGUCCCCCUAAAUCUGUGACAAAACCAGUUGCCAAAGAAAGCAAAGCUGAGCCAAAAGCUAAGAAGUCUGAACUUGCUAUACCAAAGAACCCAGCGAGCAGUGAUGCGCGCCCUGCUUUGGAAAAAGAAGCCAAUUCAGGCCCUAAUUCAAUCAUGAUCAUCCUCGUCAUGCUGUUGAAUAUCGGGUUGGCCAUUCUUUUUGUUCACUUUCUAACUUGAUUGGAAUUAGGAAAGGUAAGAAUAGCCUUAAUUUCUAUAUAAAAUCGCAAUCUAUCACAUUCUUUUCCCCUAUUCAGAUUUACUUUUUUUUUUUUUUUUUUUUUUUAACAACCGUGCAUUGUCCUUCAAUUUAAUUUUGGCUGCGCCUGAAUGUGAUUCAACAUAGUUACUUAAUGAUAUCACUGUUUUGACCCUUCGGUGAAGUCAUGACAACUAGUGGUGUGAGCCCACGGUCCUCUGCAGUGGUGUCAUCAGCCCUUUAAAUGGCACACUCCAGGCAGACUCAGACACAGGGAAGGAGGCUUGGAAUUAGGAUGGGCUCACAAGAGAGAGAGAGAGAAAGAUGGAAAAUUCAGCCGGAGGACCUGUCCAGUCCCCCCUGGGAAGGCGUUGUGGCUAUGGGGUCCUCUGGGAGCUGAAGCAGUCAACCAUGUUGGAGAGCAAAACUUAAUAAUCAUUCUUUCUUAACAUCUGCUGAAGCAGCCCCAUCCGGCGAAGUUCUUGGCAGUGGCUACUCCAUCUGUCCUAGCAGAGUGUGACUAAACUGGAGAUAUAUGGAGCUGCUUUUUUUUUUUUUUUUUCUUUUUUUUGACGGAAGUCAACAGCUGCCUUACUAUUUUACCAUCUGACGUUGCUAGUAGGGAGCUGGGGAAACAAACGACCGCCCUAGGAAUGCGGUUGGAGGAUUGUGUUGCUGCGGCCAUGGUUCCAACAUUCACUCCUGUCUCAGUAGAGGAAGUAGGCAGCAGCAUCACUCACCAGUCUUAUGCCACGACCUGCUGCUUUCUCAUCUCCUGGAACGUCCCGGGAGAGAAGGUUUUGUCGGCUUGUGCACGGUUCUGUUCAUUUCUGCUGUUUACUUAAAUCUGAUGUGUGGUCACCUACAGCGUGCGGUCCUGGCCGGAGGAGGCACACGUGUCGCAUCUCGAGGAAAAGAAAACAACAGAACUCUAGAGAAAAUGUGUUUAUUUUAUAGCAAUACAUCAUUCUUCGUAUCAUGUUUAGUCUUCCUAAACCUGUAAAAGGCUAUUUAAAAUUUAGCAAUUUGAAGGCAUUAUACCUAAGAAAUCACUUAAACAUUUUUAACACUACUGAGAUGAAUUUAUUUAUGCACUUCAGAGGUGCUAAAUUUUAAAAGCUGAAAGACAACAGAAUUCUAAGAAGUAUAGUCAAAAUGUUGCAUGGGUUGCAGUAAUCAGUGUUCAAAGGAUUCAGUUUCAUUGCUGACGUACUUUAACAACCAAAUAAAAUCUUGUCAGUGGCUAUGUUAAUUCCCAUGAAAGUUAAGCAAGAUGCUAUUAAUAACUGCUCUUCUCUUUUUUUUUUUCCCACAACUUACAAAUUUUCAUUGAAUACAUUCAGGUAGAGCAUAAAGCUUUGUUCAAUCAGUGCUUCUCAAUUUUAUGCCUUUCGUGUUUUUCAAAGUCCUUUUGUAAUUUUAUUUCACACUUUAAAGGCGUAGACAAUUUUUAAGUAUCUGUCUUUUGCAGUCCUUUGUUGUUCUGACAUAAACGGAUUUUUUUGCUGUUUUAUAAUUUAUUCUUUAUUACUCAGAAGCAUGCUUAUUUAGAGAAACUAUGUGGGCUUUAUAUAAUUAUUUAAAAAGAAAAUCAGGGGAGGAAAGUUAUCCAUUCAAUCUUGGUAAAAUAUUAAGGAGAGGGAGCUAUUCCUAAGUAUUUUCAUGAUCUGCAUGGUUUAAUCAGAUUUUUCUUACCUUAUUUGCUCCCGUUUCGAUGCAGAAGAGAGAAGUCAUAUGUUAGCACAGAUGUGGGCUGAAUGUCACCUGCAGGGUAGUAACCCAGUGGUGUUUUUUGCAGAAGUACAAUAUGUUGAAACUCCUGGGUGUGACCAAUAUGGAAUAAAGAAGAAAGCAGAAAGAGAGCAAAUGAAAAUUACAACUUGUAUAUUUAUUUUUUACAUUUUGCUUUGACUUUUAAAUCUAGGAAGUACAUUUUUACCCAAGAAACGUUUCAGUUCCUGUGUCGGUCUCCACACUCUCACUGCUCCUUCCUAACCCCAUAGCUCUUGAUGCUGGGAAAGCUGAUUUUUUUUAAAAAAAAUGAAAUAAAAUAUUUAAUCUUAAGUGUUUAUUUCAAAUGUGUAAUGCUUUGGAAAUAAUGGGUAACAGAUAAUAAAGGAUAUGUUUAUAAAGUGAGCAUGUUGGUUCCAUUUAUAAAUAUAUGUAUGAUUUAUAAGCUUUUUUAAAACAAAGCUCAAAUUGUUGGUAUUUUUCUAAAAUGUGCACAGCUGUAUUUUACAUGAAAGGCUCUUUCUAAUGGGUUGUUAUACUGUACUCUACAUUUUGGACAGCACAUGAAGUCUGCCAAUGUACUUAAUAAAACAUGACUUUGUUUAUUUAAAGUUUCUUGCUGUGAAAAAGAACUCCCUACCUGCGAGUUCCGUUAUUUAUAAUCCUUGAAACCAAAAUGUAUAAUGUACAGUUUUCACAACUGUAUCUGCUCUAAUAAAAAAA